Culicoides brevitarsis is the source of this 3798-nucleotide messenger RNA. It is a transcript of the gene Hem, whose product is annotated as membrane-associated protein Hem. Lineage: Eukaryota; Metazoa; Arthropoda; Insecta; Diptera; Ceratopogonidae. The record is from RefSeq and is a predicted model, not a curated record. Gene Ontology annotation, biological process: cell morphogenesis; cortical actin cytoskeleton organization; neuron projection morphogenesis. The transcript has 3 exons. Bases 113 to 3481 code for a protein of 1122 amino acids. Gene Ontology annotation, cellular component: SCAR complex.
CUAAAAAUCACCGCUGUUGGUCCGCAGUUGAAAUUUUGGAAUUAAAACCCUUUAAAGGAAUUUUCGUUGUAACUGCACAAAAGGGUCGCAAGCCCUUGCAAAAGACGGACAAAUGAUGGCGAGACAGCUGAAUCCGAGCCAGCAAAAGAUUGCUGAGAAACUGAUCAUCUUGAAUGAUCGCGGCGUGGGCAUCCUUACGCGAAUUUACAACAUCAAAAAGGCAUGCGGCGACACAAAAUCCAAGCCCGGGUUCUUGUCGGAGAAAAGUUUGGAGUCUUCGAUCAAAUUCAUCGUCAAACGUUUCCCGAAUAUCGACGUGAAAGGAUUGCAAGCGAUCCAAAAUAUCAAACAAGAUGUCAUUAAAUCGCUUUCUUUGUACUAUUACACGUUCGUGGAUCUGCUGGAUUUCAAGGAUAACGUCUGUGAAUUACUUACGACGAUGGAUGCGUUGCAAAUUCACUUGGAUAUCACGAUAAAUUUCGAGUUGACGAAGAAUUAUUUGGAUUUGGUGACGACUUAUGUGUCGCUUAUGAUUCUUUUAUCGCGUGUCGAGGACCGAAAAGCUGUUUUAGGUCUCUUUAAUGCCGCCUACGAGAUGCAAAAUAACAGCACAGACGCCAGUUUCCCGCGUUUGGGUCAAAUGAUCAUCGAUUACGACAUCCCGUUGAAGAAACUUUCCGACGAAUUCAUUCCGCAUCAGCGUCUCUUGUCGGCAGCGAUUAUUUCCUUGGCUCAAGUUUACCCCAUGCGGAAUUUAACUGCCGAAAAAUGGCGUGAAUUGCAAAUUUUGAGUCUCGUUGGUAAUCCAGCGAUGUUUUUGAAGCCCUCGAAAACCAACACAAUGUCCUGCGAAUACGUUUCGCUCGAAAUGAUGGAACGUUGGAUCAUUUUCGGGCUUUUGCUGAACCAUCAGAUGCUCGGACAGUCAAAUCCGGCAACAAAUAUGUGGAUUUCCGCGCUGGAAGGAUGUUGGGUAGUGGCGUUGUUCAGAGAUGAAGUCAUUUAUAUCCAUCAAUACAUUCAAAAUACCUUCGAAGGAUUGAAGGGAUAUUCGAAGAGGAUUUCCGAAGUAAAAGACGCUUAUAACACAGCGUUGCAAAAGGCGUCGUUGAUGCAUCGGGAACGUCGUAAAUUUUUGCGAACAGCAUUGAAAGAGCUCGCAUUGAUAAUGACGGAUCAACCGGGGUUGCUGGGACCGAAGGCGUUGCUCAUUUUUAUUGGAUUGUGUUUUGCAAGAGAUGAGAUUUUGUGGCUUUUGAGACAUAAUGACAAUCCGCCGAUUGUUAAAAGUAAGGGAAAGAACCCCGAGGAUUUGGUAGAUCGACAAUUGCCGGAGUUGUUGUUCCAUAUGGAAGAGUUGAGAGCUCUUGUACGGAAAUAUAGUCAAGUUUUGCAACGUUAUUACGUUCAAUAUUUGUCAGGAUAUGACGCUACCGACUUGGGCUUGAAGAUGCACGGCUUGAACGCCCCCGAGGAAGAAAGUUACAUCUUAUCGUCUUUAUACAAUACUGCCCAUGCCCUCACCGUAAAGCAAGUCGAAGAAAACGAACCUUUUGAUUUCCGCGCCUUCCGCUUGGAUUGGUUCCGCCUACAAACCCUAAUGAGCGCCAAAUCGCAAAUCCGCAUCACCGACCACGCCGAUCUCGCUCGUUUACUCGACUCGAUGGUUUUCCACACAAAAAUGGUCGACAACUUGGACGAGAUUCUCGUCGAAACGUCGGAUUUGUCGAUUUUCUGCUUCUACAGCAAAAUGUUCGAGGAUCAGUUUCACAUGUGUUUGGAGUUUCCCGCGCAAAAUCGAUACAUCAUCGCGUUCCCCUUGAUUUGCAGCCAUUUUCAAAACUGCACUCAUGAAAUGUGUCCCGAGGAACGUCAUCACAUCCGGGAACGUUCAUUGAGUGUUGUAAACAUGUUUUUGGAUGAAAUGGCGAAGGAGGCGAAAAACAUCAUAACCACAAUUUGCGACGAGCAAUGUUUAAUGGCGGAUACGUUGUUGCCAAAACAUUGCGCCAAAAUAUUAUCGCAACAAGCAAGUCGUAAGAAAAAAGAUAAAGCGAAGAAGCACAUGGAUGACAUUCGACGCCCCGGCGAUGAAAGUUACAGAAAAACGCGGGAAGAUUUGACAACAAUGGAUAAAUUGCAUAUGGCGCUGACGGAACUCUGUUUCGCGAUUAAUUAUUGCACGACAAUUAAUUGCUGGGAGUAUGCCUUUAGUCCGCGCGAAUAUUUGUGUCAACACUUGGAAACGCGUUUCUCACGAGCGCUCGUCGGAAUGGUCAUGUACAAUCCCGAUACUCGCGAAAUUGCGAAACCCUCUGAAUUAUUAGCUUCCGUACGGGCAUACAUGAAUGUCCUGCAAACUGUCGAAAAUUACGUUCACAUCGACAUUACCCGAGUUUUUAAUAAUUGUCUAUUGCAGCAAACUCAAACGACUGACAGUCAUGGGGAGAAAACUAUUGCAUCGCAUUACAACUCGUGGUAUUCGGAUGCAUUGCUUUUCAAGGUCAGCGGCGGAAAUAUCGUCUUUUCCAUGAAUCAACGUGCUUUUGUGAGUAUCACUCCCGAAGGUUGCAUCCCCUUCAAUCCGGAAGAAUAUUCAGAUUUUAACGAAUUACGAGCUCUGGCGGAGCUAAUUGGACCUUAUGGCAUGAAACUCUUGAACGAAUCCCUCAUGUGGCAUAUCGCCAAUCAAGUUCAGGAAUUAAAAAAACUCGUCGUGAUGAAUAAGGAGAUUUUGAUCACGCUACGGAGCAAUUUCGACAAACCUGACGUCAUGAAAGAGCAUUUUAAGAAAUUACAACAAGUUGACAACGUUCUUCAACGAAUGUCCAUAAUUGGGGUUAUCUUGAGUUUCCGUCAACUCACCCAAGAGGCGCUGCAUGACGUGCUCGAGAAGCGUAUCCCCUUCCUCUUGAGCUCCAUCAAAGACUUUCAAGAACACGUGCCGGGCGGCGACCCCCUAAAAACUGUUAACGAAAUGGCAGCUGCUGCAGGCGUCAAAUGUCGCGUCGAUCCGACACUUUCGUCAGCGCUCAAGGCACAAAAACCCGAACACGACGAAGGCGAACACCUGAUUGUGUGUCUCAUGAUGGUUUUUGUCGCCGUUUCAAUUCCAAAGCUCGCCAAAAAUGACACCUCCUUUUACAAGGCGUCGCUUGAGGCACACAUCAACAACACACAUUGCAUGGCACUCGCCAUUAACAACAUUUUUGGCGCGCUUUUUACGAUCUGCAAUCAGAACGACAUCGAAGAUCGUAUGAAGGAAUUCCUUGCACUUGCUAGUUCGUCGCUUUUGCGCCUUGGACAGGAAUCCGAUAAGGAAUCCAUUAAAAAUAGAGAAAGUAUCUACUUGUUACUUGAUCAAAUUGUUCAGGAAUCACCUUUCUUAACGAUGGACCUCCUCGAAAGUUGCUUCCCUUAUGCAUUGAUACGAAAUGCAUAUCAUGCAGUGUAUAAGCAAGAGCAACUGGGCGUGCAUUAAAUAUAUAAAAAAAAUAUUCAUUAGACAAAAAUAGGUUUAAAAUUAUUAUUAUUAUUCAUAAAGACCGACAAAUAAUUCCUUUCCUUGAAAAAAAAAAUUAAAAAUCAAAAACGAACAAAAAAAAAAUGAGGAAAGGAAUAGUAUAGACAUUAUUUUGUAGGAUAAAAAUUUACAAAAAAAAAAUACAAAUAAAUAUAAUCAAAUAUAGAUCCGGUCUCGUAAGUAUUAACAAAAAAAAAACAAAAUAUUGGAAAAUUCUUUUCUAUACAACAAGCAUUUAAAAGAAAUAAUAACAUUAUUUAGUGACUAGCAUCAAU